AUGGUGUUCCCAGGCAAGCUAAGCGCCGGCUGUAUACUCUGUCGGAAGCGGAAGGUCAAGUGCGAUGAGGGCAAGCCAGGCUGUCAGCGCUGCAUCACGCACGGGGUCCCCUGUCCGGGGUAUCCCGAUGCCUUCGCUUUCCGAGGAUAUGAGGUCGCUCACGGGAGCACUGCCGGCAAGUUGAAAGUCGUCCGGAAUGCGAGGUCACCUCCCUCUAGCCCACGGGAACCGAAGCAGAAGAAGGACAGCGAGCUGAUGUCGUUGUGCUACUUUCACCACCACCAUGUGCUGCGCGUGCAGCGAUCGCCAUGUGAGGGUCAUCUGGCCUUCUUUCCGGACCUUUUUCAAGAGCGAGGGAAUGAUCCGUGCUUCAAGCAUGCCGUGCUCUCGGUGUCCUACCUGACCCUCUUCCACAAGGCGCGGGUGCCCAAGUUCCAGAUCAACGCACGAAGGCACUAUGGUCUGGCCUUGCGGCUGUUGAAUCAGGCGCUGAGCUUCAGCCAGACGCAAGUCCGCGAUGAGAUCUUUGCUGCCUCGUUGUUCUUGAGCAUGUUCUCGGAUUUGAGCGGGGAGGGUGCGACGACAGGCUUGUUGAACCCCCACAUCCCCGGCAUCUACUCCCUCAUGCAACUACGCGGCAUCCCAUCAAGAAGCAACAAGUAUAGCCGGCGACUCUGUGGCUGGGCAUACACCCAAAUGCAAGUGCAAGCAAUGAUCCGCCGGGAAUUCCGAUACGCCUGCAUGCCGCCCUCCUUCGACGAGAUCACCCGCCCGUGCACCGUGAUCCGCUCCUCGAUCCUGACGGGCAAACUGUCCGACUUCUGCAUGCAGGUCACCAACGCUCGGCGUCGCACGAGCCCCUCGUCCCCGAUCCCCGCCGACACCCUGCACGCGCUCCUGGUCCAGGCGUGCACCCUGCUGAUCGAGCUCCACAACUGGCAGGCCACCAUCCCCAACCACUGGCGCAAUCAGUACGAGAACCCUACACCCACACCUACACCAUCGCCACUCUCCGAGAAGGCCACCGCCGCGGAUCCUCACACCCGCGGGCGGGAUCCAUGGACGACCUGCUUCCUGGCCGGGGUACAAGCGGCGCAAAUCUCGUUCUACCAGCAGUUCCUCGACUGCUGGGAGGAGUGGUGCUUCCUGCAGGGCCGACACGCCUCCUUAUCCGAGCUGGCGUUGCUGGGGUUCCCCGACGACCCGGCGAUGUUCCUGCUGGAUGGGAUCGCGUAUCUGGCGGAGGUGAUUUGCGCGACGGUCACGAGUACGCUCGGUGGUCUUGAUGCAGAGGCACCCCACCGGUUCCGGCUGCAUGAGCAUGCCAAGCUGGCCAACGGGUAUACGCUGCUCUGGCCGAUGUGGGUGGUCGUCAACUGCCCCUUCGCCGACCCGGAUCAGGUCGCGCUCUGUCGGGCGGCGAUUGAGUGUGUGGGGUCCACGAUGGGGUAUAAGCUGGCCUUGCAUUUGAUUGAGCCGGGUCGUGGGAGGGGAUUGGCUGUCGACUGAAAUGUGAGACUUUCACUAUUCUACCAGAUUAAGAACGGUCAUGCCGCUGACCUAGCUCAUGACGCUCUUGCCCUACCCCACCUGCCUCACAUCCGCGCCGAAGUCAUGGUCGUCACCGAUGAAAAGCUGACGGGAGAGACCUUCAACCGGCUGCCUUAUAUGACCGCGCUCAUUUAUGAGCUCCUCCGUCUCUAC
Molecule: messenger RNA, 1704 nt
Organism: Aspergillus uvarum CBS 121591
Lineage: Eukaryota; Fungi; Ascomycota; Eurotiomycetes; Eurotiales; Aspergillaceae
Product: Zn(II)2Cys6 transcription factor
Exons: 5
Coding region: 1-1509 (502 amino acids)
Biological process (GO): regulation of DNA-templated transcription
Molecular function (GO): zinc ion binding; DNA-binding transcription factor activity, RNA polymerase II-specific
Source: RefSeq, a predicted model, not a curated record